Vitrella brassicaformis is the source of this 1358-nucleotide messenger RNA. The record is from the annotation of a GenBank genome assembly. Lineage: Eukaryota; Vitrellaceae.
CACCAUAAUCCAUUCAUUCACUCACUAAUGUGCAGUCAACAGAGUCCCAUAACAACCAGUGAGACAUCCGAUGCGAAGCAGAGCCGACUCUUAUCAAGAAACAGGCACGUCACACCUUUGAAAGCUCUGGUCGGUCGACAUGCCGGAACACCUAUCAAGUCACCACCCCUCACUGCAGCACCGUCCCCCUUUCAAUGACGUCACUCUCGAGACCGAAUGGCCGAAGCGCACGGCGGGCGGCACCAACCGACACAGUGUAGCGGUCGGCGAGCGGAUGAGAUCCAUCAGCUAUAGGUGCCUCGGUCGUGAACAAAUACUUCCCAACCACAGGUGAGCAGCGAUGGUCUCGUUGGAUCGCCAGCCGCUCACAAUGACACUACGAAAAACAAUCGGAUUCGCAUCAUUCAGAUUGCCCCCAUCGUAGCGGAAGUCGGCGACGAUGCCCAGACCCUCUGUGAUGCUAUCGGUCAGCAGCACACGGCCAUAGCGAGGGUCACCGCGGCCGAUGUCUGCACGCAGCACCAUCCUGCGGCCCAUUCCCUCUCCAUCGGGCCACCAGAGGAGUCGCCUGUGCAGCAGGAAUGCCGAGAAGAAGGGAAAGAGAUUGAGGCCGCAGCGGAUGACGGGGUCGGUCCGCUUGUAGCCCUCAGCAUAAGGAUGCCCGCCCGGCAGCUCACCAAGAGACACCACACGAAACGGACCAGAAUUGCCGAUCCAAUAGAGUCCGUUGUCAUCGGCUUGCUGCAGCGCCAGGCUGGUCCUUCUGUGUGUGAGCAGGUGGCCGAACAGCCGAUAGAUUGCCAUCGCCAAUGGCAGCUGGUGGAAUGCCGUCCUGCUGGGAAGGUGGGCUGUCAGCCACUGAGCCGACAGCACCAGGGGCAGCCCAUUGGCAGGCGUCAGCCGAUAGAUGGCGGCCAGCCGGAUGAACCGCCCCAUCCCAGGCCACUCGUUGCUGCCCUGCUCCAGCACAUAGGCCGCCCGCAGCACACAGCUGAAUGGGAGAGGGGCGGUGCGGUCGAUGUCGAUGAGGCCGGUGAGAGAGUGGCGGGCGAGGGAGCCGACGAUGCGCUCCACCAGCAGAGCGGCGGUCACCAGAGCCGCCUUCACCCGGCAGGUCGCUCGGACACAGACCGCCUCAUGGACGAGAAGGGACGGCAGAAUGCGCCUCCGCCACAGGUCGUCGGGCACCAAAUCAGACAUCGUCACGACUCAGUCAGUGAGCGCAUGACAACAACCUUCCUGACAGCACACAGGACACACACAUGGAAGCAGAAAUAGAGUGCAUUUCGAAUCGGCUUGCGUGGUUCUUCUCUCACCCUUCACAAGUUGACCACGUGCAGUGCAGGAGGCACAACGAC